ACGUUGGGCGCCAAGAAUGUUGGCGAUCCGCUACCGACUAGUACGGUUCAGAACCUUGGUGAGUAAAGAAUUACUCCGAGGGGAUAAACAAGGUCCAAACAAAUUUAUUUCACUCCCAACUCCCAGCCCCCUGUCCCAAUUUUAACGCCAGGAAUUUAAAAGUGGCGGGCGAUCCCUCGAGGGAAGGGAAGCGUGCCAAGUCCUGUGUUCUUCUCCUUUCCUACUUUGUUGACAUGCCCGUAGGCACUGUGUCGCUUCCUGAUUGGCCUGAGUGUUUAUGGAGACUCCAGGUCAGCUCGCCUUUUAAUGACGAAGCAUUAUUCGCUGUUAGGUGCUGGGGGCUUGGGACUCGAAGUUCCCUCUAAUGUCCUCUCAAGUAGUCAGUAUACCUGCCUUGGACUGCUCACCCACUGUUUUGGGGCCGUCCUUCUGUAUUCGCCCAUGGUCACCCUUCCUCAGCCGGAGCUGGAGCGGCUCAUCAUCCAGUCCAACGGGCUGGUUACCACAACCCCGACCACCACCCAGUUCCACUACCCCAAAGUGACGGCCACGGAGGAGCAGGAGUUUGCCGAAGGUUUCGUCAAGGCCCUGGAGGACUUCCAUAAACAGAACCAGCUACGUGGAGGGCCUGGGUCGGCCGGAGCGGGGGGCUGUGCCCAGCCGGGGGGGAGAGGGGCCGGCGUCGACCUCACCCCACCCCCGGGGUCCCCGGCCGCCGCCGCUUCUCUCACGCAACAAGAGCCGCCGGUCUACGCCAACCUCAGCAGCUACACAGGAAACGCAACCGGCGCGCUGGGCAGCACCACGGUGAAUUACUCGACCGACACGGUGCCCUACCCGCCCCCGCCCAGCCUGGGCCAGCCCCAACCUCACCCCCGGCUCCAGGAGCUCAGGGACGAGCCCCAGAUCGUACCCGACGCGCCCAGCUUCGGCGAGAGUGCCCCGCUCUCCCCCAUCGACAUGGACACACAGGAGCGCAUCAAGGCCGAGCGCCAGAGGCUGCGGAACCGCAUCGCUGCCUCCAAAUGCCGCAAAAGGAAGCUGGAGCGGAUCUCGCGGCUGGAGGGAAAGGUCAAGAGCCUCAAGAGCCAGAGCACGGAGGGGGCAUCCACCGCCAGCCUUCUCCGGGAGCAGGUGGCGCAGCUCAAACAGAAGGUGCUCAGCCAUGUCAACAGCGGCUGCCAGCUGCUGCCCCAGCACCAGGUACCCGCUUACUGAGGGGCCCGGGAGAAGUUUUCCGAGGGAGGCACGAACGCGGAGCACGCCCAGGUUGGCAUCCGCCUACAGACUGAGGCCCCGC
This is a messenger RNA of Ornithorhynchus anatinus (platypus), 1300 nucleotides long. Its product is annotated as transcription factor jun-D-like. Gene Ontology annotation, biological process: regulation of cell cycle; regulation of transcription by RNA polymerase II; regulation of cell population proliferation. Lineage: Eukaryota; Metazoa; Chordata; Mammalia; Monotremata; Ornithorhynchidae. The record is from RefSeq and is a predicted model, not a curated record. Gene Ontology annotation, cellular component: transcription regulator complex. Gene Ontology annotation, molecular function: DNA-binding transcription factor activity, RNA polymerase II-specific; transcription factor binding; RNA polymerase II cis-regulatory region sequence-specific DNA binding.